Messenger RNA from Medicago truncatula (barrel medic), 762 nucleotides. RefSeq names its product protein yippee-like At4g27745. NCBI's taxonomy places the organism in Eukaryota, Viridiplantae, Streptophyta, Magnoliopsida, Fabales, Fabaceae. The record is from RefSeq and is a predicted model, not a curated record. The transcript is spliced from 3 exons. The coding region runs from base 185 to 604 and encodes 139 amino acids.
AAUCAGAUUUUCUGACAAGGAAUAAUCUCUUUUAACUUGUAAAGUGAGAGAAAAGUGAGGAAAAAAAAAUCUCAUUUAUCCUCAAAACAAGUUUGAGAUCUCUUUUAUCUGCGUUUGGUGUGUGUGUUGUUCUUGCCAUUUUAUAGCUACUUUCAUGAAGGGUUGAGCUAAUAAAAGCAUUGAAAUGGAGAAUUUGAUUGGAACAAGAUUGUAUUUUUGCUUUAAUUGUAGAAACCAUGUUGCCGUUCAUGAUGAUGUUAUUUCAAAAACCUUUCAGGGAAGAAAUGGAAGAGGUUUUCUGUUUUCACAUGCAAUGAAUGUUACAAUAGGGCCAAAAGUAGACAUGGAAUUCAUGACAGGUCUCCAUACAAUUGCUGAUGUUUACUGUUGUGACUGCAAUCAAGUGCUAGGUUGGAAGUUUGAAAGAGUUUAUGAGGAAACUCAAAAGUACAAGGAAGCUGCCUAUCCGUCCAUACAUCGACAGCUGCUCCCCCUUUUGCUCCACAUCACCUCACCCUCAGUCUCAUCGCCACGGCUGCUUUGUCCUUCCAAAGCGCUUGUUUAUUCCUCAUAUGAAUCACAACAUGAGAAACAACUACUUUGAUUUAAUACCCUCAUCUAAAUCAAACUAUGAGAAACUACUUUAAUAUAUUAAGAUAGUAAGUGGAACAAUAUCAAUUCCUGUUGUUUAUAUCGAUUUCAACUGACUUAUACAAACAUUAUUUAUUUAGUGGUUUGUAUCAAAUUUCAGUUGUUGUAUUG